Molecule: messenger RNA, 1039 nt
Organism: Lutra lutra (Eurasian river otter)
Lineage: Eukaryota; Metazoa; Chordata; Mammalia; Carnivora; Mustelidae
Gene: NPM2
Product: nucleophosmin/nucleoplasmin 2
Exons: 8
Coding region: 174-950 (258 amino acids)
Biological process (GO): chromatin remodeling; positive regulation of DNA replication
Cellular component (GO): nucleoplasm; nucleolus; cytoplasm
Molecular function (GO): RNA binding; chromatin binding; histone binding
Source: RefSeq, a predicted model, not a curated record
GGUGCGCCCCGGCAGGAGGAGGAGGAAGGGAUGGCGGAGCGCAACGGGGAAAGGAGGGCCUCUCCUUUAAGACGGAGUAGACGGCGCCCUGCUGGCCCUGCGCGAGCCUCCUAACAGCCUGCAGUGGGCAACGGCACUCAGCCGCCGGGACCCCGGCUCCCGCCACCGGCGGCAUGAACCUCAGCAGCACCAGCAGCGCGGCCGAGAGAGUGCCCAGGGCCAUGCUCUGGGGCUGUGAGCUAAACCAGGAGAAGCGGACUUGCACGGUCAAAGCCCAGAAGGAGGGGAAGCAGGACUGUAAGCUGCUGCUCAGUACGAUAUGCUUGGGGGAGAAAGCCAAAGAAGAGAUGAACCUCGUGGAAAUCCUGCCGCCAGCCUGCCAGGAAGACAAGAAGACCAAGCCCAUCACCAUUGCCUCGCUUCAGGCCUCCGUGCUACCCAUGGUCGUCCUCAUGGGAUUGGAGCUUUCUCCUCCAGUCACUUUCCAGCUGCGGGCUGGCUCUGGGCCUGUGUUCCUCAGUGGCCAGGAACGUUACAACCUACCCUGGGAAGAAGAGGAGGAGGAGGAGGAGGAGGAGGAAGAGGAAAGUGACAGUGAGGAGGUUGAUGACGACGAUGAUGAUGAUGAUGCAGAUGUGUCCCUAGAGGAGGACACCCCUGUUAAACAAGUCAAGAGGCCGGCGUCCCAGAAGCAGACAAGCGUUGCCAAGGUGAGGGAAGAGACCCCCAGAGGCUCCUCAGAAACCCAGCCAGGCCUUUUGCACAGAGUGUGCCUGAGUGUGCCGAAGCCUGGGCAGGGCCGCCAGUUGCUCAGCCUGGGUGCUCAGCCCACGUGCCCAGCAGGCAUCCGCUCUGGCCCUGGGCCCCACCCUAACUGGCCCAACACCACUGUUUGGUUCCCAGAAAAAAAAGGUGGAAAAAGAAGAGGAGGCAGUGAGAACCAGUCUUAAAGACAAGAGUCCUGUGAAAAAGGCCAAACCCACAUUCAAACCUAAAAAGCCUGGAUCCAAGAAAUGAGGGUCCAGGAGGGUCCUGGCUG